Molecule: messenger RNA, 7825 nt
Organism: Amoebophrya sp. A120
Lineage: Eukaryota; Dinophyceae; Syndiniales; Amoebophryaceae
Source: the annotation of a GenBank genome assembly
AGUCAAGAUGAACUUGAAAGCAAAACAGACGUGACAUGAUAAUCACGAUACUCAAUGUGAAUAUUUUGCUGCUCGGUUUUUCGCGCAGAACAGAACUUAGUUUCCUCGAUCAUAGGGAAAGUCUGAGCUUUAUUUACACCAUAGAGGUUUGUGCUCAUCUUGCCAGGAGACAAAAUAAAGCCCCCGGCCAUGAUCGUUCGCUUCUGGUGAAAAAGGUGCGCCGCAGCCUCCCAUGAAGGAAUUCUCUCUGCCUGACGUGCUUCACAGCCGGGGGGACCGACCUAUCAACCUGCACCAGUAGAGCGCAAGCGGUGACGGUGCCUCGCUGCGCACGAAUAGGCAACAUCACUAAAGAGGAGACGAAAUGGACGAACUCGAGAGCGUUCCGGCGAUUCAAAGUGAGAUCCGCGUCUCUUCCGCCUCAAGGUCCCCGCAAAACAAGAAUUACAAUCAUGCAGCUGCAGGAACUGCUGGCGCAGCUACAGCUGGUACUUCGUACGGCACCGCCGGUGUAGUUGGCUCUCAUGUAGUCCAACACGAGCACCACAAGCACAAUUUCACUCACAACCCUUCCACCGCUUCUGGCACUACGACCUACCACUCGAAUUCCACGAAUUCCGGUUCUGGUAUUGGUGCGAACUCACUAGCCGACCACUUUCAUGGCACUAACAGUCUACAGCAUCGUCCUUCCUCCUACGGUUCCGGAGGUGGUCCUUCGCCGACAAAAUCGUUACAGGGUGCAGGUGGUGGAGGAGCAUAUCAAUAUCAUGCAGCGAACCCUGCAACGUCGGUGACCAAGGGAGCUGCAGCUACAGCAUCUUCAAAACCCCGUGGCGGCCAACAUGCUGGCACGACUGGACGGCAGCAAGGCGGGGGUGGGUACUAUUACGAAGCGGCGAGCAGUAUGGAUUGCACAUUGGUACCGGACAGUGAUGCAGCUCAAACGCAACAUGUUGCUCACAAGAAUAUGCAACCGGCUCAGAUGAAGGGACGACAGCAGACCUGGUCCUCCUCUUCCGCCAGCCCAGCUCCGGCUACUGCAGUAGUUGUUGCCAACAAAGGAAUGAGCACAACGCCAACGCAAAAGCAAGGCAACGAAGUUGGCAAAGGAGCGGGAGUUGGAACAGCGGCGCAACAUAGCGGAAAACCGGUGAUUUCCGUCCCUGUCGACAUCAUGAAAGGCGGUAAGACCGGCGGACUCAAUUCAUCCUCCAAAAGCAAAAACUUUUCAACAUCAUCUGCACCUGGAACAAACCAGCAAGCUAACCCAUACCACUACCACCCGGACCAGCGCGGCGCUGGAAAGCCAUCUUCAGGCGGCAAGGGGGGCAAAUCAGGUAGUAAAGGUGGCUCAUAUCAAGCGCUUUACACGUAUGAGCAGGUGGAUAUCACGCACGGAGCCUCCACCUUGGUGGUGCCGUCGCCGGGGCAGCAGAUGGCGCAGCAAGUCGUAGCUGCGGCAGGGCCGCGUGAGCAAGUCGUCGUGGUCGAGCAUCCAAAUAACCAGCCACACGGUGGCAAGAUCAUGAGCGCAAAUAAAGGCGGACCGCUGUACAAAGAACCAACUCCAGGUCCUCCUGUGUACAAUACGUCCUCCCCGACUAAGAACGUGGAGGAAUUUCUUGGGGCGAAUUACGUCAAGGGAAAGGGACAGAAACGCCCAGCACCGCCGCCACCGGGGACGAGUAGCGCAGUAACGGUGGUAGUGCCGCCCCAACAGGAGGCUGGGGCUCUACGAAGAAAUGUUACCGGGGGAACUGGUAUUAAAGGUGCAGUUCUUCCGUGUGCGUUGCUUUGUGUUAUUCUUAGGGUUACGAUGACGAGACGAAACCGAAGCUCUUUAUGAAAACGAAAAUAUAAAGCCUAAAGCUAAACAAGCACAUCUAGAAUCUGAAACUUUGUCCAACCGUCCAUCAAGGUACACCCGCCCGCACACUUUCAGACCUCCAGUCCACACCGCACAAGGUGCCGCCAGGGUUGGAACCGCCAGUAGCAGCAGGGCAGCGAAGCGUGAACCUAGUUGAUCACCCGAGCAUCACUCGAGUCGGAACCGCCCCGCUUUCCGAGGCCGGAGUUUCAAGCCGACACGGUUCUCGACGGCAAAGUCGCACCUUGGUGGAUUAUUUGGAGUCGCCGGACUGCAACAGUACUAGCGGCAAUUUCAACACUUCUGCUGGGUCUGCUGCCCCUAUUGGCGGUGGAGAAGCUGCAGCUUCAGCUUCUGGGCCGCAGCAACAAGGGAAAACCAAAAGUGGGUUUUUCUAUCAAGAAGUCGAACUGUUGCCCAGAUCGUCCUCUUCGGCUAGCAAGGGCGGGAAUAAGGAUAGCUCGAAGCCGACACCAAAUUCGGUGGAGCACCAGCAUGACACUGGCACAAUCACAACGAAAGGUGCAGGUCGGAGCAAAAGUGGUAGAAAGGCUUUAGAAAUCAUCUCGGACAGCACGACAAGCAGCAGUAACAAGCAGCCCCGUGGCAAGACGCCAUCCUCGAGCUCAAAGUCUACUUCGAAGCAGCCGAACAACAAAGGCCAGAAUUCGUCCGGCGGUGGGGAAAACAAUACGAAGAUCAAGUCCACGAAAGACUCCAACGUGUACGGUGCGAACAGCAAGGGCGGGAUGUACGAUAUGCAGCAGGAGCAGCAUCGCGGCUCUACUCCAAGCAGCAAGUCGAAAUCAGCUUCCGGCUUGUCGUCGAAAGGUGCAAGUACUGCGGGGAUGAAUUAUGGGAAGCAACUAGCAGGAAGUGUUGAUAAAGAUAAUCAUGACCCGCACCUAGUGAACCUAACGGCGCAGUACCAGGACCCAACGCAGGCUGCAGUGUUGUAUGACAGCCUCAGAAUGGAAAUCCUCAAAGUGGAAAUGAUUUGUGAUGCAUGAAAUGCGACACCAAAAAGACUGUAUUGCAGAGGACGCAAUGGAGGCCGAUUAUUGUCCUGCCAGGGAUGAAGAAUUGGAGUGCUGCUUAGCACGAGAGAAGGGCACCCCUUUGCCUUAACCUGCAUGACAGACAUGCUUUAAGGGUCCGGAAAAUUUGUCAUGCGCCGACUACAAAUGGCGCUUCAACUGGAGUCGUUUUUUUGCAUCACAAAAUUUCCACUUUGAGGAUUUCCAUUCUGAGGCCUUCAUAUGUUGUCCACGCAGUCAACUCCCUCGAGCACGACGCAUUUCAAUGUUGCUUCUUCCGCAACUAGUGGCCAUCCUAGUGGAAUAAAGUUAAAGACCGGCGCUCUUCCGGGGAGAACGAUGUCGUCUGGCCGCACACCGAAACACGUGCAUCAAUAUUCCAUUUCGACGACGUUUAGUACAGGAGCAGAACAACAACAUCAAGCAGGUUCUUCUACUUCGAAGGGUGGUUCUUCAAAAGGGCAACACAACUCCAACCGAGGGGAGAGGCUGACUUUCUACAAUUUUCCCGAGGGAUGUCCGUUACCUUCUAAGCAGCAGAUCUCGAGCGGCAAGGGCAGCACGGUUCCGAAUUGCACACUGGAGCAAUUUGAUCAGGAUAUCAAAGCGGGGUCGGAGUAUGACAAUAAGCAAAUGCAGCGGGUGCCGAAAGCAGUUGGCAGUGCUGUGAGUACUGCUUCGACCUCAUCAUCUGCAACUACGCUUGUUCAUCUGGCGGGAGAAGAUGCUGGUUCUGAUGCAACUUCUUCUGCUGUGACUGAGAAACUACCUGCUCAGCAAGCACAAUGUGCUCCGAAAAUGAAAAUAAAGCAGAAAUUCGACUUCACCAUUCUCCGCGAAAUCGUGUGGAAGUACCUGGGAUACAACGUGGAAGAGAUGAAAGCCAAAACAAACAACUCUUUCCAGUACGAACACUACAAGAAAGACUGCAUUGCGUGGCUGCGGUUCUUGCUCUCCCAAGAAUCGCAGAACUGCGAAUGGAAGUUGGGCUACUUGCUUGCGAUGUGUCUGAAGGAGGAUUUUUCACCGGCGGAGGAAGAACAACCUGCGGAAGAGCAGAGUCCACAGGACGGCGCAGCGGGGGCUGCACCUGUAGAAGGUAAAAGCACUGAGGUAGCAGGGGAACAUGAUCAAGAUGCAUCAAAUCAGGCGGACAAUAAAACCAAGGCCGCGGCGAGCACUUCUAAGUCAGCGUCGAACACAACCACGACCGCCUCGACUUCAUCGAAAGCGACGUCGAGCGCGGUGAACAAAACAAGUAACACGACGACCACAACUACGAACAAUAAGCCGAGCAUUCUCGAGUACGUGCUGGAUUCGCAAAUGUUCUCGCUGUUGACGCAACUUUUCAUCCAAGACACGAAAACGAAAAAAGUGGACGAACUGGAGCAGAUUUUCCUACAAUUGGGCGGCCGGAAAAAGAACUCGCACGUGCUGGCAGCGAUGAUUCGCGGAUAUGGGUGUAAAGGGUACUAUAGAAAUUCGAACUAGAAGUCGAUGCGUUUAGAGUUUAGUAUUUGACUGCUGAUGCUUUUUCUUUACUCCAGCGUCAUUUUUGGUUUUGUUCCUUUGUGAUGCCUGCGGAGAAUGAAUCAAAUCAUACACUCGUCCCUUAACCCUUUUCAUCACAUCUGAAAGAUUCCCCAAUAACCUCUUCACCACAGCCACUGGAAAUCUUCCCUGAAACUCUUUCUGCACGCCCGCGAGCGGCAAUUGGAUCCGGAGUCGAAGGAUUACGAGUACCGCUAUCUCUGCUACCAAGCGGCCUUAGACUGGGCCCUGCAGAACGAAAUUUCCUUCAUGAUCUACACAGUUUUGCGGUUUUGCCAGAUCGACCAAAUCCCCAUCCGCUACCCCGGAGGAAUCUCCAAUAACAACUCCCUCGUGCAGCAACAGCACAGCGGUACUAACAAUUCGAAUUCUACUUCCAACGUUGCUCCCGCUAGUAGUACAACUCAGAACCAGGUGCACAGCAGCACGAAUUAUGCAACAGCUUGUGAUAGCCAUAACCAACAGAACCCAAACGACCAACAAGCGCUGAAUCACUGCUCCGGGCCAACUGUCGGUGGCGUAGAUUUUGUUCGGUGGCCGGUGGAAGAGUUGAGGUUUAUCUGGCCGGAGGAGCCGGGGCUAGGGGCGCCAAAGAUCAAGUAUUACGUCUCUCCCUCAACCCCGGAGGACAGAGUCGACGGAACCUUCAAACCCCUGCCAACGCACUGCAUCGUCACCGAUCCGCGGCUGGUGGAGUUAGAAAGAAGCGAUCCGGAGUUUGCGAAGGAAAUUUCCGCAGCGAACAACGGGGAUGGUCGCGGUGUGACAGAAACGAUAAACCAGCAGGCUGCACAGCAUCACGCGGCCACAGUGAGCGCAUUUCACCCUACAGGAGGUGCACCAGGUGCUGGUCCUGUCUACGGAGGUCCUCCGGCCGCUGAAUUGUAUCCAGGUCAGCAGAUCACGUCGUACCCGUAUCCCUCUCAGCACCAACACCCACCUGCGCAGGCUGCGGAGCACCACCGCGGCCACGGCCACCAUCAUCAGCAGCACCAUUACGAACAUUUCGCACCAGCUGCACUCUACCAAGAACAGGAAUACCAUGCACAACACCAGUACUACGACCCCUACGCGGCGGCCGCUGCAGCAGCUUCCUACCACCAUCACUACGACCCGGCAGGCGGAGGUACAGUAGAUCCAUACACAGGAGCCGCUCCCUACAACCCUCACGAUUCCUCGUCUCUCCUUCACAACCAAUCUACGCUGACCGGCGACAGCAUCACGCCCAUUGCGGCGGACCCAAACAACACCUCUAUGCACGGCUUCUACCACCACGACCCGAAUUGGAGUCAGGGACACGAUUUCUGGCCUCUGUCGGUUGAACCCAGCCCGACUGGGGCGGAGGGCGGGCAGUUCCUCGAUUUCAAUAGGUAUAGUACUCAUGUUGAGUACAACAGCGGCGGUGUAGGACCAACAUCUGCAGGUAGUUCUGGCGCCGGAAUUAUGGCUGCAUCUUCAGCGGCUCCUGGUCAUCUCGCGCAGCAACCUCCGCCGCCUUCGGUUGACAACACGCCCGCCGCGGCCUUUCACGAGUAUUUCUACGCGGGACAGCAAGAACAUCAGGAACUACACCAGCAGCACCACCAGCCCGGUUCGUUUUCGCAAGAAGACUAUGACAGUUACUACGCGCAUUUGGCAGCUUCGAUGGGUGCACCAGCUGGAGGACCCUAUCAUGGCGCGGAACCGUCUCCGAUUGGAUCGGAGGGGCACAUCGAUCCGAAUUUCGGGUUUGAAACCUUUGAACGGCAGAACUCUUUGCUGGUGCUGGGAGAGGACCACGCGCUGUUGAAGAAUAGCAGCCCGGGAACGCGUGCGGUGUGAGAGGGAAGCGGGCUCCUGAGCAGGGAAGAAGCAUGGUGUAGAAGUGGUGCCUCUCGCCUGUAUUAAGAAGAGGAGAAAGUAGAGAUCGACGCUUUUAUUGUAGAUGAUUUGUCUUCAGUAUCUAGGUCAACUCGAGUGGGAUGUAUGAAUUGCUCGAAAUUAAUUUUUGUGAUCAGAAACCGUAACCGAGGAUGAGGUUGAGGAUGGCCGCCGGGUUUUGAUUGCAGGAAUCCCGCUGAUAGAGAUAGACGGCCCACUACCUGUUACAUUUUUGAAUUUAGAAUUAAAUUCAGAGCUGCCCGUAGACUAGGAGCAGAAAAAUGUAGUCGAGACGUAGCAACGCCCUUUUUGAGCACAAAAGUGAAGCGAGAACGACGCCCUUUUUGAAGCGAGAACGACGCCAGCCAAAACCUGAGCCGCAGCGGCAUUGAACUAGCGCCGCGUCACGCCUCUAGUAUGGAAAGUCAAAUUUACUUUUUCAAAUGUUGUAUGUCCGCUAGCCGUGAAGAUAUGACACGAUACGAGUACCGCUAUUGUUCUCACGACUUGUGCUAGACAGACUUCUGAGAACUUACUACUUUACCUUUGUUUCAAUUUUAUUAGCACCAAUCUAUGAUAUUCUUAUUCAGUAUUCACAAACACAAAAAGCUACACUGUAGUUAAGCAAAAUUUGUUUGAAAUGCACAAUCAAGUUCAAGAACAGUAUCUAUCAGUUUCUGGCAAUGAGCUUCUGUUUUUAUUUUUUUGCCCCAAAAAAUAACAAAGGCGAAGUCGAUGUGUGAGUGUGAGUCGGCACCGCGCUCUACUAAUGAACUAUAACACCGAAAAACAAUUCUUCUACGUUCUAGCGCCACGCUUUAUUUAUUCGACAACCAACUGCCUGGCAGCCAAAACCAUGUACAAUCAACACCAGCUUUUCGAAGACAGAGAUACGAGUAAAUUGAUUUUCAAUAAUAUCGCCGAGUAGCAUGUCUAUUUGCAUCAACAGAGUAUUCUUCGUGCACUUACCUAUCCGUAUCAUGGUAUGACAGAUUUUUGAACGGGAUGGAGAUGCUGCAGAUCUUUUAGCAACGAGGAUUGCGAAUGACAUCAAGACUCGGGAAUUCGAAUUAUUACAAGAACUUGUAAAUAAACAGAAGCAGCACAGCACCAAGCAACCAGAGACAAAAGAAGAAGUCAGAAACUAGUAUCAGAGCAACGAUAGCAGCCACUUGUAGCUACGUGUAAGAUUUUAUUACUAUACUCCGACAAACAGUCUGCAUCUUGAACUUCAUUUCUAGAGUCGUUGACUGAAUGAUGGAAAAAACGCGAGCGGUGGCGGUGCUCAUCGGCACCGCGCCGCAAAAUAAGAGGAGAAACAAAGACAGGCGCGCCGGGAGUUUUAACAAGGGCGCGCGAUGUUGUUGAAUCAAAGUCAUUAUAUGAUAAAUAACACUGCUCGUCGUGUUGUUCCCAAAAGAUGGCAGGGCGACUAAUGUUGUUCUUGUGGGCGGCAAUGUCGCUGGUCGUGCACGUACAUACCGGUGCUCCACGGCAGGUUCUUCUUCUG